This is a messenger RNA of Esox lucius (northern pike), 4570 nucleotides long. RefSeq names its product fibrinogen C domain containing 1 (gene fibcd1b). NCBI's taxonomy places the organism in Eukaryota, Metazoa, Chordata, Actinopteri, Esociformes, Esocidae. The transcript has 7 exons. The record is from RefSeq and is a predicted model, not a curated record. The coding region runs from base 953 to 2341 and encodes 462 amino acids.
GUGUGCAGGGUCCAGAUGAAGCACGGUAGGGGCAGGCAGCAAGAGCUCUGUGGGUAGGCAGAAAGAACAGUGGCAGAGACAGCGAUGGAGACACCACAUCAGCCAGCUGCGUAAGGUGGACACAGCAGGACAGAUCGGAACAGAACCGCCGCCUGGGUGAAAGGCUGCGCGCGCACGGAGGGGAACGCGCUGAUUGACAGGUCCGGCGAACAUGGCAUGCGGAGCCUGAACUAAGCUGCUGCGCUCUUGUCUAAAGCAUCUGUGCGAAAUAACCCUCUUCAUGUAGAUCAGCCCCUAAACUAGGUUUGUCAAGAGGAGGCUUUAUCCCUCAUCUUUUCCCCGUGGUGCUGCCGACCGGAGCAUUGCAGUCAUCACUCGAUAGUGGGAAGGAAUCAAGUGCACCGGGAUAGCAAGACACCAGGCGAUUCUGCACCUUGUGUACCUAGCCGUUUGUUUUACCUUCUUCAUUAUCUUACUUUGGAUAACACCUAGCCUUCUUAACACUUGGUGAACUAUUGGUGAAAGCAAUUCUCUGAGGAUUUUGUUUAAUUCUUAUUUGGAAUAUAUUCUCUCCGUCUGUGUGGUAUUUUUUAUUGGAUUCUCUAUUCAUUUUCUUACUUGGACUCUAAUCAGAAUUCAUAUUCAUCGUUCGUUGCCUGUUAAGGGUAACGUCCAAAAAUUUCAGUAAAAAACCAGGAGAAGAACUUCAGUUCUGUAAGUGCGUUGCGUAUGAGCUCACUGUGUAUGGUUGUAGCUUCCCCUUGAUUCCUUCUUGAACCGUAGACAGUCGGUGUGGUUGAGAAGUAGUUUCGCUUCUCUCUCCCUCAGUGCAUCAAACACUUUAAUAUCCCGUUCAAUGGAGUAGAUGGCCGGAAAAUAGACUAAAUAGAGCGAUUUCCUUCUCCCCCGCCUGGCAUCAACAGGCGGUUGUGGUCUAAAGGUUCUCCGGAGAAUGGUAAAUGACCGAUGGGGAAUCAUGAACAGCACUUCGGAACUCGAAGAUGGACCACGGCAUAAAAACCAGAGGAUGAGCUGCAGCUAUCUCCUGUGUACCAUAUUCCUCUUCGUCGCCGUCCUCCUGGCCGUCACGGUAACUGGCACAAUCCUCUUCAUGAACCACUACCAGGCUCCACCUAUGUCUGACGGCCCGCCCCACAUCUCAACCAAUCAGGACGAGGGCAACGCUUUGGUGACUGUGGAGAGGGGGGACGGCUCACGCAUCAACAUUUUCAUCGACCCCAACUGUCCAGACUACAAGGGGAACUUCCUGCGGCUGGAGGGGGUGCAGACGUCGCUGCUCCACUCGUUGACAGAUCACGAUACCGACCUGAAGUCGGUCAAAGGUCAGGACCGGGCACUGCUGGUCAACCUAGCUGAGGAGGUGGCCAAGCUGUCGGCCCACGCUGGUCAGCUGAAGAUGGACUAUGAGUCUCUGAGACGAGGACAGGGGAGUCUGGGACAGGACCUGAACACACUACAAACAGAGCAGGGACGACUCAUACAGCUGCUCUCUGAGAGCCAGAUCAACAUGGUGAAGGUGGUGAACUCUGUCAGUGAUGCACUCAACUCCAUGCAGAAGGAGACAGGUGGACUGAAGGCUCGAGUCAAGGCCGACCUGCAAAGGGCCCCAGUUAGGGGGGCUCGCCUCAAAGGUUGUGCCAACGGUUCUCGUCCUCGUGACUGUGGUGAUCUGUAUGCUAAUGGGCAGAGAGAAGACGGCAUCUACUCUGUGUUUCCCACUCACUACCCCUCCGGCUUCCAGGUUUACUGUGACAUGACCACGGACGGAGGGGGCUGGACGGUGAUCCAGCGUAGAGAAGACGGUUCAGUCAACUUCUUCAGAGGAUGGGACUCCUACCGCGAUGGAUUCGGCAAGAUCACUGGAGAACACUGGCUUGGAUUGAAACAGAUCCAUGCUCUGUCAAUCCAGGGGAACUAUGAGUUACGGAUUGACCUAGAGGAUUUUGACAACAGUACCGCCUAUGCCCAGUAUGGGACCUUCGGAGUGGGCUUGUUCUCUGUGGACCCUGAUGAUGAUGGAUAUCCACUGACUGUUGGAGAUUAUUCGGGAAACGCAGGUGAUGCACUGCUCAAGCACAACGGGAUGAAGUUCACCACCAAAGACAAGGACAACGACCACUCCGAGAACAACUGCGCCUCCUUCUACCACGGCGCCUGGUGGUACCGUAACUGCCACACGUCCAACCUGAACGGACAGUACCUUCGCGGGCAGCACACCUCCUACGCCGACGGCAUUGAGUGGUCUUCCUGGACCGGGUGGCAGUACUCCCUCAAGUUCUCAGAGAUGAAGAUCCGACCCACGCGCGACGAGAGCAAAUGAGCGCUAGGCGAUGAGAGGAAAAUAAUUGUAAGGAGGAAAGUGUUCAGCGCAAUGGAAGAACCACAGGCUACAUGACAGCUACAGGCUGUAGUUCUUGUUCAGAUAUUGUUUAUCAACUGAUAUCUUGGGUUUGUUUUCUGCUAUUCUGUUCCAAUUCCUGUGAAACACCUUCCUCUCCCAGUCCCAUUUCACUUCCUGUGCCACACCCCUAGUCCCUCCUUCCCUUUCUUCUUUUUGUACACCUCUUUAACUUAUUUCAGGCUUUAUCCAACCUAAUCUCAGACUAAAAUAUGAGCCAACCCAAAACUGCAGCAACUGAAUUACACCACUUGAUAUUUGUAUGUUGCUGUAUCUUAGCUGCCAGUCAAGUUUAGGCUAUAGUGAAUGUUAGCAACAGGUUUCAGGUACAACUCAUAUGGCAGUUAAGUUAAUGAUAAGUGGACAAGUUAAAGGUUCAGCCUAAAGGUAAAACAAAAAAAAAAUUGCUUCACAAUGACCUCAUCGCAACAGGAAAUCAGUCAUAUUCAUCUCUCUUUUUGACUCUUUCUCCAUCUUAAUGCUUACUGUAUAUACACUUCUUUAUAGUCCUACUCCAUCAGAGCCUUGACCUCCCUUUUGGGAUUUUGGAUAGAGGUCCUAUACAUUAGAACAAGAGGCUGAGUCUUAUCUUGGAUAGAGGUCCUAUACAUUAGAACAAGAGGCUGAGUCUUAUCUUGGAUAGAGGUCCUAUACAUUAGAACAAGAGGCUGAGUCUUAUCUUGGAUAGAGGUCCUAUACAUUAGAACAAGAGGCUGAGUCCUAUCUUGGAUAGAGGUCCUAUAUAUUAGAACAAGAGGCUGAGUCUUAUCUUGGAUAGAGGUCCUAUACAUUAGAACAAGAGGCUGAGUCCUAUCUUGGAUAGAGGUCCUAUAUAUUAGAACAAGAGGCUGAGUCUUAUCUUGGAUAGAGGUCCUAUACAUUAGAACAAGAGGCUGAGUCCUAUCUUGGAUAGAGGUCCUAUAUAUUAGAACAAGAGGCUGAGUCUUAUCUUGGAUAGAGGUCCUAUACAUUAGAACAAGAGGCUGAGUCUUAUCUUGGAUAGAUGCCCUAUACAUUAGAACAAGAGGCUGAGUUGUGAUACGUUUGGACCGGAGAUGUGACAUUGCAUCUAGAACACACACACAAAUGCACACACUCACAAACCCCGCCUGCUAAGUUACUGUAUGGCCAUAUCACAGCAAAACUCAACCUUUCACCUACAGUGGUCUAGCUCCAUUGGCCUGCUAGUCAGGAGGUAUGUUGGACUCUCAGUUAUCAACCCAUGACAUUGCUGACGCAUCCAUUCUUUGCAGGUAGACUUGGUAAGGCUGCACCAACCUAUAGAGAGAGCAGUUAAACAGCUGAAAGGAGAUUAAUGAAAAAGAGAAAUAGAACAUUAUGAAUGAGAAUGUAAAGGGAAUACUGAAUGGGAUGGGGAGAAGAGAGUUAAAGAAAGAUGGAGGAGAUGAAAUGGAGGGGUGAGGAAGAUGAGAGGAGUAAUUGAUAGGGAGUGGAUCUUAUUAAUCUGACUGCUGUGAUCCCUCUGCAUAUUGAGUACUUUGUCUGAUCAGUCUGCCAGCUGAUCACCAGCCAAGUAACUGCUACCACAGAUGGCAACCCCUGUUUGUGAGUUUAUGUGUGUAAGUGUGUGAGUGAGUGUAUGUCUGUGAGUGUAUGUCUGUGAGUGUACGUCUGUGAGUGUGCGUCUGUGAGUGUAUGUUCAUGCCUGGGAGAGAGCUCCCUGUCAUUCCGUCAGACAGCAUUUGUGAUAUGAUGAGGGUUUUCCAGUUCCAGUUGGUUGUGAGGGAGCAUAGCAGCCACCAGAAGGGAGGAGCGGGUGAAAGAGAGAUACAUAGAGUGGGAACCUGGAGGCCAACCACAAAAAGACAUAUCAGUCAUCCAUCUCUUCCUUUAGGAUGUAGAGCAUGUUUUAUCCUGUACACCACUAGAUGAAAUGGUCCCCUACACACUUAAGUUUUCUCACAGAAUGUUCUCAAUCAGCUCUGUCAUCGGGAGAAAUAAUACCACACAUAGUCACACACACACACACACACACGCUCCUAACAGAGCAAUAUAUUUUGUUAAUUCUCAUUCUUAAUGUAAUAUUUAAUAUACAGUUCAACUCAUAUCACUAUGUUCCACUCUAACCCUCUGUCCUGCCUCCCCCCCCUCACCCCCCAGCCCUCUCACCAUGCUUCCCCCCUCGCCAUA